Knipowitschia caucasica is the source of this 1044-nucleotide messenger RNA. NCBI's taxonomy places the organism in Eukaryota, Metazoa, Chordata, Actinopteri, Gobiiformes, Gobiidae. The record is from the annotation of a GenBank genome assembly.
AUGAGUAACGGUGAACGCUGGAAGCAGCUGAGACGCUUCACUCUGACCACAGUGAGAGACUUUGGGAUGGGACGAAAGGCCAUGGACUCAUGGAUCCAAGAGGAGAGCACACAAAUGAUCGGACGAUUCCACUCAUUCAAUGCCAAGCCGGUUGAUCCCACAUUUUUAUUAAGCCAAACCGUGUCCAAUGUGAUCUGCUGUCUAGUGUUUGGGGAACGCUUCGUCUAUGAGGACAAACAAUUUGUUAAACUACUGGAGGCUUUUAACUCAUUUAUCAAGUUUAACAGCAGUCCUUUGUACAAUAUCAUGCCCUGGCUUUUGGAUCGUCUACCUGGUUAUCACAAAACCGUUUUUCAAGAAAUUGAUGACGUCAGAGAGUUCUGUAGGGUAAAGAUUGAAGAGCACAGGAAAACCCUGGACCCGGCCUCUCCUCGGGACUUCAUUGACUGCUUUCUCAUGCGCAUGAACCAGGAGAAUGACAAUGCUGACAGCGAGUUCCACUUUGAAAACCUGUGGUCCACAGUUCUUAACCUGUUCGCAGCCGGAUCAGAAACGACCAGCUCCACCAUCAGAUUCGCCCUCAGCAUCUUCAUCAAAUACCCCCACAUUCAGAAGAAGAUGCAGGAGGAGAUCGACGCUGUGAUUGGCCAAGGACGUAGUCCCAACAUGGAUGACAGGAAGUCCCUCCCCUUCUGUGAUGCGGCCCUCCAUGAGGGCACUUUCAUAUUCUCUGUGCUACAUUCCGUGCUGAAAGGGGAAAAGGAUUGGGCUACUCCCCUCAGGUUUAACCCCGAGCACUUUCUGGAUCACAAUGGGAACUUUAAGAAGAAUCCAGCCUUUUUGCCGUUUGCCAUAGGGAAAAGGUCCUGUCCAGGAGAAUCUCUGGCCCGUAUGGAGAUCUUCAUCUUUGUUGUGUCACUGCUUCAGCACUUCAGCUUCUCGUGCAGCGGAGGCCCAGACAGUAUCAACCUGACUCCUGAAGCCGGCGGCUUUGGAAACGUGCCCCGAAAAUACGAGAUCAUUGCCACACCGCGGUCAUUAUAA